AUGUCCCAGGUCUGCCAGUUCCUGAAAAGUGGGGCUACCACAGUGUGGAACGCUCCUCAGGAGACCCCGUAUUCCUACAAAGGAAAUCAGUGGAUCGGCUAUGACAACCCGAAGAGCUUUGCCAUCAAGGCUAAGUGGCUGCUGGAGAACAAGUUUGGAGGUGCCAUGGUUUGGGCUAUUGACCUGGAUGACUUCCUCGGCACGUUCUGUGGGGAAGGCAAAUACCCUCUGAUGAAUUCCUUGAAAUCUGCCCUUGGCGUCACCACCCCCA
Molecule: messenger RNA, 271 nt
Organism: Alligator sinensis (Chinese alligator)
Lineage: Eukaryota; Metazoa; Chordata; Crocodylia; Alligatoridae
Product: acidic mammalian chitinase-like
Exons: 2
Biological process (GO): carbohydrate metabolic process; chitin catabolic process
Cellular component (GO): extracellular region
Molecular function (GO): chitin binding; chitinase activity
Source: RefSeq, a predicted model, not a curated record